UCCACCGUUACGUCAAGCAGAGAUAUGAGCAGACAUGUGUUUUACCCUGGGAGAAUGGCUGUUUCAUUCCUUCCGCUGGCUUCUGGAGAAUGACAUUGGAUACACCAUCUACCUCAUCAGGAACCAGCAAAGAGAGGAAGCUGCAGGAGUGUCCAUGGCAGCGGGGCACAACAAGGACAGCCUCCUGUGUCCUGUCCUUUCUCAACUAUUCCCUCAUGUUUGGAGGAAUCCAGUCUCUCCUCAACUAUGAGGAACACAAGCCAGUUGUGACAGCAGCAGCAUCGGAGGAUGACCAGCUGGUGGGUUUUGGGACUCGUGCCUACAGCACCUGGCGAGAGGUCUGGGAGAGCAGGGAGGACGGCUAUGCAUCCUUCAUCCUGAAGAAGAAGAACUGCACUGCAGGCACAAAGAUGCAUAAGCUACAACUCUACCUGAAGAAGAAGCUGCAGCCACCCACUGUCACCCCUCUGAUGUCACACACCUCACCUGUGAUGUCACACGCCUCACAUGCUCCUGCUGAAGCCAUUGUGAUGGAUGAAGAUGAAGAGCUGGAGAGGAUGAUGCUGAGCAUCUCUCCUUCAAAGCAACAUGUGCAGAGCUCUGUUUCUGCAUCUUCGUCAUCCUCCUCAUCUGCCAGGACGAGAAAGAGGUCUUUAACCCAGAGCACCGCGCGCCGACCGACACAACUGGGACCAUGA
Molecule: messenger RNA, 698 nt
Organism: Pseudoliparis swirei
Lineage: Eukaryota; Metazoa; Chordata; Actinopteri; Perciformes; Liparidae
Exons: 4
Coding region: 90-698 (202 amino acids)
Source: RefSeq, a predicted model, not a curated record